CCAGUCAGACUGCAUAAGUGAAAGGAAAACUCAGCAGCUCCGUUUUGUGUCGAGGGGAAAAUAAAUCUUUUCAGGAGUAAAAACACAAAUGAUGGAGGGAAAGAGAUCAGACUCACCAGAACCCAGCUGUGUGUCCAUGAAGAGUGACCGGUCAAAAGAGGAUCCCAUAACUAACUUCAGAGACAGAGACAGUUCUACUGAUCUGAGAAUGAUGGAGGGAAAGAGAUCAGACUCACCAGAACCCAGCUGUGUGUCCAUGAAGAGUGACGCGUCAAUGGAUCCCAUAACUAACUUCAGAGACAGAGACAGUUCUACUGAUCUGAGACCACAAAAGAAGAAAUCAAACAUCAGCAGGAAUCAGUUGGACUCCAUAUUCAAGGAGCUGGAACACAAAGUCAUCACUCUGAUAAAGAACGAGCUGAAGAGGUUUAAGAAGCUCCUGAUCCCAGAUUACCCAGCAUGCACUGAGAGGGAGGUGGAGGAUGAGGAGGUUCUGCACAGUGUGAGAGAGGGAGCACUGAAGAUCACACUGCACGUCCUGAAGAACAUGAACCACACAGAUCUCGCUCACACACUGCACAACAAGCUGGUAUCUGUGUAUCAACAAAAGCUGAAAUCCAACCUGAGGGAGAAGUUUAAAAGAAUUAAUGAAGGAAUCUCACAGCAUAGAAGCUCAGCUCUUCUGAAUGAGAUCUACACAGAGCUCUACAUCACAGAGGGCUGGAGUGGAGACGUCAAUAAUGAACAUGAGGUGAGACAGAUUGAGACAGCGUCCAGGAGACCAGCAACACAGGAGACACCCAUCAAAUGUAAUGAUCUCUUUAAAGACAAGUCCAUCAGAAGUGUGCUGACUAAAGGAGUUGCUGGAAUUGGAAAAACAGUCUCUGUGCAGAAGUUCAUUCUGGACUGGGCUGAAGGAAAAGCAAAUCAGGACGUCACCUUCAUGUUUCCACUUCCCUUUAGAGAGCUGAAUCUGAUGAAGCAGAAAAAUCUCAGUCUGAUGAAUCUUCUUCAUCACUUUUUCCCAGAAAUGAGAAAACUAGAAUUAUCAGACUGUAACUCCUACAAAGUCCUCUUUAUCUUUGAUGGUCUGGAUGAGUAUCGACUUCCUCUAAAUUUCCAGAACAAUGAGAGAUUGUGUGAUGUGACAGAGUCAGCCUCAGUGGAUGUGCUGCUGACAAACCUCAUCAAGGGGAAUCUGCUUCCCUCUGCUCUCCUCUGGAUAACCUCUCGACCAGGAGCAGCCAAUCAGAUCCCUCCUGAGUGCGUAGACCAGGUAACAGAGGUACGAGGGUUCAGUGAUCCUCAGAAAGAGGAGUACUUCAGGAAGAGGAUCAGUGAUCAGAGCCUGGCCAAUAAAAUCAUCACACACACAAAGUCUUCAAGAAGCCUCUACAUCAUGUGCCACAUCCCAGUCUUCUGCUGGAUUUCAGCCACUGUUCUAGAGAGAAUGUUGGGUGAAGCAGAGAGUGGAGAGAUCCCCAAGACUCUGACGCAAAUGUUCACACACUUCCUGAUCUUUCAGAUCAAACACAAGGACCAAAAGUACCAUCAGAAAUGUGACCCUGAUCCUCAGCAGACCAGAGAGAGUAUCCUGGCAUUGGGAAAACUGGCUUUCCAACAGCUGGAGAAAGGAAACCUGAUCUUCUAUGAGGAAGACCUGAGAGAGUGUGGCAUUGAUGUCAGAGAAGCUUCAGUGUACUCAGGAAUGUGUACCCAGAUCUUCAGAGAGGAGUCUGGGCUUCACCUGGGGAAGGUGUUCAGCUUUGUACAUCUGAGUGUUCAGGAGUUUCUGGCUGCUUUAUACGCAUUUCUCUCCUUUAUCAUUAAAAAGAGAAAUGUGCUACUGGAGCAAAGCACUGGAGUUUUUAAUCUCUUCAGGAAUCCAAACAUGUCUGAUUUCCUCAGGAGUGCAGUGGACAAGGCCUUACAGAGUGAGAAUGGACACCUGGACCUGUUCCUCCGCUUCCUUCUGGGUCUCUCACUGGAGUCCAAUCAGACUCUCUUACGAGGCUUAAUGCCACAGACAGGAAGCAGCUCUCACAGCAAACAGGAAACAGUUGAGUACAUCAAGGAGAAGAUCAGGGAGAAUCCAUCUCCAGAGAAAUCCAUCAAUCUGUUCCACUGUCUGAAUGAACUGAAUGAUCAUUCUCUAGUGCAGGAAGUACAAACUUACCUGAACAGGGUUGUUUAUAGUCGUCUCAGUGGAAUCAGACUCUCUCCUGCUCAGUGGUCAGCUCUGUUGUUUAUUUUACUGAACUCAGAACAGGAGCUGGAUGUGUUUGAUUUGGGCAAAUAUGACCCAUCAGAGGAAUUUCUUCUGAGGGUGCUGACAGUGGUCAAAGCCUCUAGAAAAGCUCUGCUGUGUGUGUGUCACCUGACAGAGGAAAGCUGUAGAGUUCUGUCCUCAAUUCUCAGCUCAAACUCCUCCAGACUGAGAGAACUGAACCUGAGUCACAAUAACGUGCAGGAUUCAGGAGUGAAGCUGCUCUCUGCUGGUCUGGAGAAUCCACACUGUACACUGGAAAUACUGAGUCUGUGUUAUUGUAAUCUGACAGAGGAAAGCUGUAGAGUUCUGUCCUCAGUUUUCAGCUCAAACUCCUCCAGUCUGAGAGAACUGAACCUGCGUGGAAAUAACCUGCAGGAUUCAGGAGUGAAGCUGCUCUCUGCUGGACUGGAGAAUCCACACUGUACACUGGAGAUACUGAGUCUGCGUUGGUGUAACCUGACAGAGGAAAGCUGUAGAGAACUGUCCUCAGUUCUCAGCUCAAACUCCUCCAGUCUGAGAGAACUGGAUCUGAGUCACAAUAACCUGCAGGAUUCAGGAGUGAAGCUGCUCUCUGCUGGACUGGAGAAUCCACACUGUACACUGGAGAUACUGAGUCUGUGUGGGUGUAAUGUGACAGAGGAAAGCUGUAGAGUUCUGUCCUCAGUUCUCAACUCAAACUCCUCCAGUCUGAGAGAACUGGACCUGUGUGGAAAUAACCUGCAGGAUUCAGGAGUGAAGCUGCUCUCUGCUGGACUGGAGAAUCCACACUGUACACUCGAGAAACUGAGUCUGAUUGUGUGUAACCUGACAGAGGAAAGCUGUAGAGUUCUGUCCUCAGUUCUCAGCUCAAACUCCUCCAGUCUGAGAGAACUGAACCUGAGUGACAAUAAACUGCAGGAUUCAGGAGUGAAGCUGCUCUCUGCUGGACUGGAGAAUCCACACUGUACACUGGAGAUACUGAGGUUGUAUAACUGCAGUAUCACAGAUGAAGGUUGUGCUGCUUUGGCUUCAGCUCUGAGGUCAAACUCCUCAUCACACCUGAGAGAACUGAACAUGAACAACAAUAAUCCAGGAGAGUCAGGAGUGAAGCUGCUCUCUGAUCUACUGAAGGAUCCACACUGUACACUGGAGACACUACACAUUACGAGCUGAAUCACUCACAUUCAGAUGUAGAAGUUCCACAACAAUCACCGUGACUGAUCACAUCCUUUAUCCACUCAGCUCACGCUUCUUCAGACUGUAAUAUUAUAUUUUAUCAUGCAAAGUCCUUCACUAUUUACACACAACACAAUAACAUCUUUUCUACUGCAUUUUAAAUGAUAAUGUAAACAUGUAGACCUGCAACACGCUUCAACUAUUAAAGAUAUUUACAUAAUUCUAAAAACAGCAGUUGAAAACCUUCUUGUAUAUUUACUGUAUAUAAACCUGUUAUUCCAUACAAUUUUGUCUAGUAUAUAACAGUAUAUGUAAUAUGAAAUAAAC
This is a messenger RNA of Pangasianodon hypophthalmus (striped catfish), 3751 nucleotides long. RefSeq names its product NACHT, LRR and PYD domains-containing protein 12-like. The record is from RefSeq and is a predicted model, not a curated record. Gene Ontology annotation, molecular function: protein binding. NCBI's taxonomy places the organism in Eukaryota, Metazoa, Chordata, Actinopteri, Siluriformes, Pangasiidae. The coding region runs from base 89 to 3421 and encodes 1110 amino acids. The transcript is spliced from 13 exons.